AUGGUAGUAAAACCAAAGGAAGAACAAUUGCCCAGCUUUAUCUCUGAAUUUGAAUGUUGCUUUGGAGAACUUGGUACUCUGCCCAAAGUUCACAAGAUAGUUAUUGACCCUAGUGUUCCGCCAGUUAUUCACCCUCCACGACGUGUUCCUAUAACCAUCCAACCUAAACUUAAAGAAGAACUCGACAGAAUGGAGAAACUCGGGGUUAUAUCCAAAGUCACUGAGCCGACAGAUUGGGUUUCAAGUCUAGUAGUUGUUGAAAAGCCAGAUGGAAGUAUUCGUAUUUGCCUUGAUCCGAAGGAUCUGAACCAAGCCAUCAAAAGAUCUCAUGUACAACUACCUACCGCAGAGGAUAUUAUCUCAAAGAUGACUGGUGCUCGGUAUUUUUCAAAACUGGACGCUUCUUCAGGGUAUUGGCAAACCAAGCUUGAUGAGGAAAGCUCGAAGUUGUUGUGCUUCAACAGCCCGUUUGGACGUUAUAAGUUUAAUAGAUUACCUUUUGGUGUCUCAAAUGCAUCCGAAAUUUUUCAGUUGGAUAUCGCAGAAAUUAUUGAAGGUAUCGAAGGAGCCGCAAACGCUCAAGAUGAUAUCAUAGUUUGGGGUGACACAAAAGAAGUCCACGAUCAACGUCUACACGAGGUGUUGUCUAGAAUUAAAGACUCUGGUCUCAAGCUGAACCGGAAAAAAUGUCAAUUUUGU
Paramuricea clavata is the source of this 699-nucleotide messenger RNA. Lineage: Eukaryota; Metazoa; Cnidaria; Anthozoa; Malacalcyonacea; Plexauridae. The record is from the annotation of a GenBank genome assembly.